Messenger RNA from Procambarus clarkii (red swamp crayfish), 4372 nucleotides. RefSeq names its product mitogen-activated protein kinase 14. The record is from RefSeq and is a predicted model, not a curated record. Gene Ontology annotation, biological process: intracellular signal transduction; protein phosphorylation. Gene Ontology annotation, molecular function: ATP binding; MAP kinase activity. NCBI's taxonomy places the organism in Eukaryota, Metazoa, Arthropoda, Malacostraca, Decapoda, Cambaridae. Gene Ontology annotation, cellular component: cytoplasm; nucleus.
UGGUGGUGUGAGAGGAGGAGCGAGGGGCCGCCACAGUAGUACUGGCCUCAGUGUCGUGGCUGGUGCAUGCCACACCUCUUCACCACCGUGUACAAAUGCGCCUCCUUAACCCUCAGUGAGCGGCCUUGUAAGACGCCCAGGGAGGAGCCCAAGGACUCCAAUACCCACUUCGCCAUGCCCAAGGCGGACUUCCACACGGUGGAGCUGAACAAGACGGAGUGGGAGGUGCCCAGGAGGUACUCCAUGCUCUCCCCCGUCGGCUCCGGGGCCUACGGACAAGUUUGUUCAGCCAUGGAUUCUAAAACACAUACUAAAGUAGCAAUAAAGAAAUUGGCUCGGCCAUUCCAGACACACAUUCACGCUAAGAGAACAUACCGUGAGCUACGCAUGUUGAAGCACAUGGACCAUGAAAAUAUAAUUGGCCUUCUCGACGUCUUCACACCCUCCACCUCCUACGAGGACUUCCAAGAUGUAUACUUAGUAACAUCUUUAAUGGGAGCUGACCUCAACAAUAUCGUCAAAACACAGAAACUUACCGAUGACCAUGUUCAAUUUCUUAUAUACCAAGUUCUUCGCGGCCUCAAGUACAUUCAUUCGGCAGGUAUUAUUCACAGGGACUUGAAGCCAAGCAAUAUAGCUGUAAAUGAGGAUUGUGAAUUGAAAAUUUUAGACUUUGGUUUGGCAAGACCAACCGAGUCUGAGAUGACGGGUUACGUAGCAACCAGGUGGUACCGUGCACCAGAGAUAAUGCUUAAUUGGAUGCACUACAAUCAGACAGUUGACAUAUGGUCGGUGGGAUGCAUCAUGGCAGAGCUUCUAACAGGGAGAACGCUGUUCCCUGGUGCUGACCACAUUGACCAAUUAACGCGCAUCCUUGUCAUCGCUGGAACGCCUGAUGAAGAAACUCUCUCUAAAAUCACCAGUGAUGAGGCACGAAACUACAUUCGUUCACUGCCUCAAAUGAGGAAGAAGGACUUCCGGCAAGUUUUUAGGGGAGCCAAUCCUCUUGCUGUGGACUUGCUAGAGAAAAUGCUUGAGCUGGACAGUGAGCGGCGGGUAACAGCGGUACAGGCACUUUCACAUCCAUAUCUAGCUCAGUAUGCAGACCCGACGGAUGAACCCGAUAGUGAACCUUAUGAUCAGAGCUUUGAGGACAUGGAAUUACCAACAGAGAAGUGGAAAGAAUUGGUGUAUAAGGAGGUGACCAACUUCACACCAAAGCCUACAGUAAUUGCUGAGGAAGCAGAGAAAGCCCAAUCUGCAGCCAAAUGAGGGAUAUAAACUAGUGGGAGCUACGUCAGGCUUUUUAAUAUACAAGGAAUGUUUAUUACAUUCUGCUUAAGAUUUACUCUACCAAUAAAUGUUAGAAGUUACCAUUAGGUAAUUUCACAGGAUCAUUCUCAGGAGAGUAUGGAUUUUAAACAUUUUCUUGAGGGUAUAAAAACCACUGACUAAGAUUCUCUAUAUAUUUCUUGUAUUUUAUUAAUAUUAAUAGAUAGAAAAAGUGACAAACACAGGACUUCUUAAUUCAGGAACUAGCAUUGCUCAUUUGUUACCAUGAACCUCCAAGAUGUAGUUGUGUGUUUAACGGAGAGUGCAGUUUGAGAGGAAACAUGAUCAAAUGGAGCUCAAAGACAGAAGCAGACUCUUAAGAUGACUCUUGUCUGAGAGGACUAUAUCAUCUCUAUCAGAGGUAGACAAUACUAUCUGCUUAUGAAGUGGAAAUUAGGCCAAGUCAAAGUAGACAGAGCUGGAAGCAUGCCAGGGGUUUGUCAUGAACAGAAAAUUAACACAUACUGUAAUUUAUGCCUAUAGCAAGUUUGAGAAACAUGACAUUUCCAAUGCCAAUUUGUUUGCCAGACUACAAAUUUUAUACAUUUUCUUCCAAAUUUUGCUUUUUUGUUUGAUCAUUUAAGUAUACCAUUCUUAAGUUUUGCUGAUCUGUGUGAUAGAAACAUUGUUAUGCUGUGGACAUGAGAUACAUACUUGCAUUCAUAAAUCUUUGCAUCUAUGUUUACAAAUGUCAGUUGCUACAAGAUGUUUUGUACAGGCUUGCUGUGAUGAAUACGUUGCUUUGUUUUAUUUUUGAUGAAAUUUCAGAUUAUUGAGGAUGCUUGGUAUACAGUUGUGUUGCUGUGCAUGAUGUGCUAGGAGUAAAUGAUAACAAGUGCAUUUUGAAAAAUAUUGAUAUCUUUCUCAUUGUGGUUGAUACUCAGUGCCCUCAUGGCUCUGGAGUCAUUUUAAUACUUUGCAUUCUGUGGUGGUGAAAAUCCAACAGCGGCUAUUUUCAGCCACAUUGGAGUUACCUCAAACGAACUUGCAGACACUGCCUCUAAGGAAGUCAUUUGUAUUUGCAACAUUUCCCAGAAUAGGAUUCCUUAAUCGGAUUUCUACCUAGUCAUGCAUUCUGUAAUCCAUGACCAUUGGCAGGAUUGUUGGGUUUGAAUUACAGGUAACAAACUGUGUGCUCAUAAAAAUGACUUAUCUCCUUGGCCUUCUUCCUACCACCAUAAUAGGUGAUAGGGAAAUGGCUCUGGAUAAGUUGCACAUCAUUCACACUCGCUUAAUUUGUAGGUACUUAAUGGAACAAUAGUCUGCCUUCUUUUGUCUGAACUCUUAUUAUCCCAUUCGUCGUGCACCAUGUACAAUGUCUCGGUUUUCAUGAUUGUUUGCUUUGCUUUCCUGUGUCCCUUCAGGGUAUCUAAUCCUUCAAUGGAAUCUUUGGUGAAUCCGACACCUUCGAUGUCUUUUUGCCUUGUAUCCUUUUGUUCUCGUAUUUGCAUUCUGAGUGAUAUUUAGCAUCCUUUGAAUAUUUUGCGACACAGAUGGUGCUACAUAGUCUUCCCGGCUAAGUGCCUUCUUUUGAUACUUACUUACCUGAAAGAUACUGGUUUUCCUUUGUUAGGACAAGAAGCCUUUAUUCAGGCUUAUUGAGAUCCUCCUUCCUUGGCCAACUACUCACCUUCCCCAAAAUACUACCCAGAAAAUAAACAAAUCCACAAGGGCAGUGAUGAGGGUUCGAACAAUAGAACCCUUAUCACGUCCCUCGUGGAUUUGUUCAUUUGAUGCAUCACGCUAUUGUGAUUUCUGUGUGCAACCCAGAAAAGUUGUCUAACUCCCAGGUACCUAUUUACUGAUAGAUAAACAUGCAUUAGGGGAAAAGGGAACAUGCCCAGCUAUCUGUGCUGCCUGGUAAUUGAACCCAAGACUCAUGGUUAUGAGGUCACAAUGUAGAACACUGCUGCAGUGGCCUACUAAUGUGUGUGUUUUAUAGGAAGAAAAUUUUUUUCUUCUUAUUUUACAGAAAAUAAGAAGCCAUUUUGGAAAGAGGUUUGAGUUUUUAAGUUGAGUUGUGUGUUUUAAGCAUAAAAGUAUACGUGAUGUAUGGUAAUGUGCAAGUAAUGUAAGUGCAGAAAAGAUAGUAUAAUUGAUCAUGUCCUUGCAGAGACGCAUGCUAAAGAAUGAGAUUUUCCUGAUCACACGAUAGUGUUACUCAAGAUAAGUUUUAAUUGUAAAUGGUGGAUGGUGCAACACCGAUUCAAAAUGUGAGCACGAAAACGAGAAUUGAUAGAGAUCUAUGUGUAAAAGCCCUUAAUCAAAUGAAUCUCGAUAUCAUGUGGAAGGUACACAAAGAAUGUUUAGUUAUGAAAUCUUUGCUGGUGUGAGGUGUUGCACAAACUGGUAUAAAAAUUAGAGGAAUAUCUUUGUGGAACAAUAUGGUGACAAGGAAAAUUGAUUCUGUGGAUUCAAAUAAAGGGAUAAAGAGAGGCAAGAUAAGAGUUCAUUUAAUUUGGAUUGAAAUUUCAUGAAAACUAGAAAAUAGGAAGCCAUUUUGGAAAGAGGUUUGAGUUUUUAGCAAAAACACUGAUGGAAAAGUUAAUGGAAAAAUAAAGAUACUGUAUAUGGAAGAAUGUUGAGUAGUAAGGAUAUUAAAAGGUGGAUAUUUUGCCUCCCACCUCAUGAAAGUGGGAAAUAGUUUAGUAAUGAUAUGUACUGUACAGUAUUGUAAUUUUAAAAUUCUUCAUGCUUAAUUCCUCUUAUGUUCUCAGAUCUGUCUAGUCUGAUUUUGUAAUUUUUUCCCUUUUGAUAAGCAGCUAGUUUCAUAUAUCUUAGAUCUGAUAAAGCUCUUUCAUGGAAAAUGCCAUCUUAAAGUCUGCUUCUAGUUUAGAGGAAACAGUGCAAGUUUUAUAGCUGUGUUUAAUAUUAGUACAGUACUUAUAAUUUCCAAUGAAUUGUAAUUCCGUACAACACAACAUCUCGGCUUAAGAUGAUCAUGAUGACUUUAUAUUUCAGUUGAGGGAAAGGUGACGUCAAAGACAAAAAUUGUAAAAACUCUCAAUUUAAAUGAGUAAAUAAUUCGUGUAAUAAUGAU